Messenger RNA from Salpingoeca rosetta, 1269 nucleotides. RefSeq lists its product as uncharacterized. NCBI's taxonomy places the organism in Eukaryota, Choanoflagellata, Craspedida, Salpingoecidae. The transcript has 11 exons. The record is from RefSeq and is a predicted model, not a curated record. Bases 38 to 1210 code for a protein of 390 amino acids.
GAGGAAAGGAAAGGACCGUCGUCGGGAAAGCAGGAGGAUGUUUGCGGCAGUGGCAGCGAUCGUCGUGGCCAUCGUGGGAUGGCGGCUCCAUGACAUGGGCGAGUUCAAGCUGUUGAAGGACCACGGCGUUGUCAACCCACGCCAUGUCACCGGAUUCAUUGGCGUGGAAGAUCUGCAGCUCGUCAACGGCACCUUAUUCGGAUCCACGGAAGAUCGGUCGUGGCUGCGCUUGAUGCUUCCCACGUCUGUGCCUGUGGAUCAGCGGCUGACAGAGAUGCCCGAUGGUGCUCUACUCCGGCUUGAUCCCGCCUUUCUGGAGGCUGUGAAGAAUGGCAAAGUGACACAGUUCAGCGAAGACAACAAGAUGGUUUUGGAAGGCUUUUCCGGCCGUUUCCAUCCGCACGGCAUCUUUGUCCAUGAGCUGACGCGGGACGAAGCUGCCGCAUAUCCAGACAGCCCAGCCUUCCUCGUGGCAGCCAUCAACAACAAGCCUGGCGAGCGCGGUGUGGAGCUGUUUACAUGGAAGGACACGACAUCCAACACCCUCAAGCACAUUGGCACCAUCGCACACCCGCUCUUUCGCUGGCUCAACGACAUCACACUGGUGUCUGCUGGGGAGAUGUAUGCGACCAACUGGCUGUAUGAGACGCCAGGCACGUUUCCAAGUCUCAUUGAAUCCCUUGCAAAGAAGCCUGUCAACUACGUGCUUCAAUGCACAUUUAACCCAACAACAGCCGGGAACGUCGACUGCAAGAUUGUGGUGGACAAGCAGCGCAUGCCAAACGGAAUUCAGUUCCUGAGAGCCAGCAACGAGAUUGCCGUUGUCGAGUCGUUAGCGCACACCAUCACCGUGUACUCCCGCCACGACGCUGAUGGGUCGCUCAGUGUGAAGCGCGUGUUUGACACGGACUCUGCGUGCGACAACCUGGUGCCGCUACACGAUGGACGAUUGCUCUCUGGCUGCCAUCCGAAGCAGCUCACGUUUGGCUUCCACUCCGCCUUCCACACAAGCGCCCCAACACAGGUGUUGCUGCUGGACCCGUCCAAGGACGCCGACGAUGCUGCUGCUGUGCAGGAGCUGCUGUUGACUACGACGGCAAACUACAGUGCCGCAAGCGUUGCCGUGCCAACAGAUACCGGGCUGCUGGUCCUUGGAAGCGUGAACGAGGAUGGCCUGCUCGUCACCGACGCACCAAGCAACAUCCUCUGACCUGCUCGUGAACUGCAUGUAUGUGUGUGCGUGUUGUGUGUUCUUCCCUUUCUCCCGCC